This is a messenger RNA of Lodderomyces theae, 7146 nucleotides long. RefSeq lists its product as uncharacterized. The record is from RefSeq and is a predicted model, not a curated record. NCBI's taxonomy places the organism in Eukaryota, Fungi, Ascomycota, Pichiomycetes, Serinales, Debaryomycetaceae. Bases 1 to 7146 code for a protein of 2381 amino acids. The transcript has 2 exons.
AUGAUCUUAUGGCUAGCCGGUAAUGACUUGAUGACACCAAGAAAUUUGACAUUGGAUAUGACAAUUCCAUACAGAUGGAGUGACCUAUAUUUACCCUUCCAUAUAUUCAGUUGUUCUCACGUGAUUGCAUUUAAUGAGACAAACAAUAGCAAUCGAGUCCCGGAAGAGGGAAAAUACUACGAUUUCUCCAACAAUGUUGAGCUCUAUUACGAGGAUACAUAUGAAGAGCAAGCAGGCUCAUCUGUCUGCUCAUUACUAGUUGGUCCCUACGAGUUUGAGGAAUUUCCACAUAGUUCCAGUAAUUAUACAUACAUCAAUGAAAAUGAUGUGGAGACAAGUAGCACUGAUGCCACGUUGACCACUGCAAGUGCAAGCACGUUUUCACUAGAGGAAUAUUUCUUGUCGUUUUCAGAUAUAAGUGUUGAAUCUACAGAGAUAUCAGAGACGAGUUACUAUGACUUCACGUCGACCACUACAAGCAUAAUCUCAUCGGAAGAAAGUUUGUUGUCGUUUUCGGACAUAGCUGCUGAAUAUACAGAGAUCGUAGCAACAAGUUACAUCGGCCCCAUCUCGACAAGCACAAGCACAGGCACGGGCACGGCGUCAGCGGAGGGACGUUUAGUUUCAUUUACAGAUGCAAGUGCUGAAUCUCCGGAAACAGUUCCAGAUUCCAGUUCCGUGGGACCACCAGUCUUCUUAUCUGAAUAUGAUACCGAGUCAGUUUCUUUGGAUCCAAGUCUAUUUGAUAUGUCAAGUUACACCAGUGAUUCACUCAUUUCUAAAACUGAAAUUGACACUGGAACUGAAACUGAAACUGACAUUGACACUGAGCCAGAAGUGGCCAGGGACCCAGUGGAGAGGUACACUACAACGCCUCCUGAUGGUGCAACUGUUGGAACGCCAACAUCUUCAUCUUCAACUACAAGUGGCGGGGGUAAUCCACUUGAGUUCCUAAUUAGCUUGAUUUGGCACGAUGAGAGGUACGAAGGAGAGGAAACACAACGAUAUCCAAGAAUGGAAUUUCAAGUUAUGAGUGUGGAGCCCGCUCUUAACUCCCUAUGGAAGGUCACGUUCCACAUUCACUCAGCAUACGAUCCAGUGUUGAUGCACGAGUUGCUUGGAUCUGAUAUGAUGUAUGUCGACUUGGACUACUCAGUAAAGGAUGUUCCCACUUCACUAAUAUUGAACGGGCCUGGUGCACCGUACGCGUACAGUAACCCGUUUGAUAUACAAGCAAGUAUAUUGAUUGCCCCAUCAGUGCACGGGGACUAUUUUUGUUUGCCAGAUGACCUUAGAUUCACAUAUGAAGCAGAUCCAGUGACAUCCUCUUGGAUGGAAGUCUUUUACAUUCGUACAAAGUAUUUUGUGAAUACGGAAUUGCCAGAUCUUGAUUCCAAUGCUGUAGAUUCUGGAGCCAUUGAUGAGCAAUUAGAGGUUGGUCAUAUCAUUUCAAACUUUUGUUGGAAAAUCCCAGAUUGCUCGGAGUCAGAUAUUUUGGCAUCUUUGUCCUCAGAGGCACGUCUUGUUGCUUUUCCGACGUCUGAUUAUUCAUCCGAAACUGAUAGUUCCAUAUCUUCUCCUGUCACUGAAGAAUCUGAAUCAUCCAUUCAAAACGAAUCCCAGUCUUUGGAAAGUUUUGUUUCUAAGGUUCUUGUUCAGUUGCCAGUUGAGUCUGCAACUGAAUCAAUGGUUGAAAUGGCACUAGAGUCAGGAAACGCUUCUGAGCUCAAUGGUUUUGGCAGUUCCUCAAUCGAAACUGAACCAAGCAACGUGGAUGAGCCAACAAGUGAGUCUUUAAUGGAAUCGCUGAAUGAAACAGAAAAUGGACACACAGUGGAAUCCAUGGGUGAGAUAGAAUACGCUUUCACUUCCGAAUGGGGAUCUGAUUCACCAACUGGCUCAACAACUCGCUCAACAAUUGACCCUACAACUGAGCUGGAAGUAGAAAUGUGGGCCUACUCAUCUACUCUCAUGGGAGCAGCAUCGGCUAUUGAUGCAACGUCUGAGUUUGAAUCUGUGACAGAAAGUGAUUCAUCAACUGUAACCGGAAUUGAGCUCAGGUCAUAUCUGGAUACAAGCAAUAGAGGGUUCGAAACUGAAGCCACGAAUAAUCCACUACUAGGGACAGAAACUGACACCUUUGAUGCCGAAACCAGUCCUACAUCUAGCUAUGCAAGCGAGUUGUACAACGGGCCAAUAAUAUCCUUGGAAACUAACUUCGUGUCUAUUUGGUACAGCAGUGAAAUCCUGGAUGAGCUGGCAAUUGGAUUGAACGAGGUAGUAUCUAACUCAAACAGCGCAUCCACUCCUCAAGCGGAACUGACAAUGGCUGCAGUCGCCAGCGACAGCAGCUUUGAAAAUACGAAUGAUUGGGGGACGGGAUCAAUGACAGGGUCCAGUACCGAAACCCCUGUGGUGUAUUUCGACUUCUCCAACGACAUGGAGUACGUUUACGAAGAGGAAAAUGGAGAUCGGGCCCAUACGUCUGUUUGUUUAGUACAAGAAGGAUACUACGAGCUUGAAGAAGUACCAUUUAGCACACUUGACCCACUAAUUGGCAAUUCAAAUUCAUAUGUGAACAUUGUGUCAGAGAUAAACUUUGUGAGUUUGGUGGUGGCAAGUAUCUAUCCAAAUGAAUUGAGUGUGUACCUCACUUUGGGUAGCAGUGUUGAGUCCACGGCGACCAGUGUGGAAUACAAUACAAAUGAAUAUGGCGAUUCAGUACAAAGCCCAGUAGGAGUAUCAGAUACAAGCAUGGCAAGCAGUGUCCUUGGAUCGUAUAUAUCGGAAGCUCCUUUUAAAUUUUCAGCAACGGGCUUGGAAAGCAAUGCAGUUGCACCUGGUUAUGCAUUUGAAUCUUCUAGUGAAUCUAAAGAGUCAAACUUGGAAUCUAGCAUAGACGAGCUUGAAUUUUCUUCACAACCAGCAAUUGAAUCCUCAGCGAUAUAUACAGAGAGCAGCAUCAUUCAGCCUGCAUACUCAUCAGAGACUCCAAUUGAAACCAAAGACGCAGGUUUCGAAAGCAGCACAAGCGAAUUUGAUUAUUCAUCGCAAGCUCUGCCUCAUACGGCUAGUGUAGUAAUGGAAAGUGGUGUCAUUGAGUCUGAGUAUGUAUUGGAAACGCCAACACUGUUGGAGCCAAGUCUUGUUGUACUCACAAGCCUUACGAGUGAAAAUUUGGUUGAAACUGGAAGAGGUGCAGUCUUAAUUGAUGUAGUUGCGACCAGUGCUAUUGAUCCAUUGCCCCUCGAAACCGUUCCUGUACUUUCAAGCCCAGAAACUACAGAAAUUUCCACCGUACAAUCAUCUAGUGCAGCGUCUACCUCAACCACAUCCACGUCCACCACAUCCACGUCCACCACAUCCACUUCCACUGCAACCACCACUACAGUGAACAACAACGGGCUAUAUGGGCCUAACAUAUGGACAUGGCGUGAUGACAUCUACACCGAUGACGCCACAAAUCGAUAUCCAAGAAUGUCUUUUGAAGUAUUGAGUGUUGAACCUGCUAUGAAUUCUGUUUGGAAGGUUACUUUUCAUAUGAAGUCAGCCUAUGACCCUGUCGUGGUCUUCCAGCUGCUUGGACCCGAUCCAAUCACUGUUGACUUAGAGUAUUCAAACAAUGGUGUACAUACAUCGUUGAGAUUGUACGAAACAGGUGGGCAAACCAACUACAGUAACCCGUUCGACAUACAAGCGACUAUUUUGGUUGUUCCGUCAGUACAUGGAAACCAUUUCUGUUUGCCAGAUGAUUUUGCGUUUACUUACGAAACGGAUCCAAGGGAGUCAACGUGGUCGGACGAGUUCUAUAUUCGCUCCAAAUAUUUUGUGAAUCCCGAUUUGCAAGAGUUCAACCUCAACGAGGGAGGUGCUUCCGAAAGUAUCACUGAUGAUGACUUGACUGAGUUAAUAGAGCUUGGUCAAAUUGUGUCGAACUUUUGUUGGAGGAUUCCAGUUUGCUCAGCAUCAGAGCUAUUUGUGACCUCGUCCACAGAAACACGUCUUUAUGCAUUUUCAGCUUCUGAACUUUCGUCUCAGACUGUGAGUUUGUUGUCAAUUGGGUUUGCUGAAGAGUCUGAAUCAAGCACUGAAUCAGUCACUGGAGCGACUGCUGGUGUUGUAUUUGAGUCAUCAACGAAGCCAGGGUCUAUGACUUAUUCGACAACUUUAUUGGCGGAAAAUUUGGUAAUGAGUGAUGCAUCAACAAAUGAAUUCGCAUCUGAACCAGGAUCAGUAUACACGCAUGGGUUAGAUACUGGAAUAAGUGAAUUUGUCUCAGUUGCAACAACCACUCAAGCUACGCUGAUGGCCACGGCUGAGUCCUCAAAUGAGUUGGGAGAAGCUUCAAGUGGUUCAAGUGCUAAGUUAAUGAUCUCGUUAGGACUUGUGUCUUUGUUUGAAACCAUGAGCGAUUCAGUAUCCAAGCAAGAAACUGUGAGUGAAUCAUUGGAAGGAUUUGGGGCUACGUCUGCAAUUAUGCCAUCUACUCAAACAGAAGCUUUAUUUUCAAUUGAAUCCACUAGUGCGUCUGAGGCAACAAAUCUACUGGCAACUGAAACAGAAGGUACAUCAACAAUCCAGUUACUGGUCGGAUUUAGUAAUGAACCUAGUUCUGUGUCAGAAGCUGUAUUCAGUAGUGAAUCAGCUACCGAGUCACAAAACACAUCCACCAGCGAAUCCACAAUCAAUCAAGAUUCUGGAUCCGGUUUGAUUGGCGAAUCAAUUGACGUUUUUGCUACUGGAACUGCUUUUGAAUCAACUUAUUCCAACACGUCUCUGUCCGCAGGUGCUCUUAUUCAAUCUACCGAAUUUAGAAAUGGAUCUGAGUUCACAACGGAGUUGCCAACUAGCACAUCGAUUUACUUCAAUUCAAGUUAUUCAACUCAGGUCACAACUGGUUUCAGUCUGGAAGUAUUUGCCGCACAGUAUUUCAAUUCAAGCGUUGGCGCCAUUAUGUCGAGUACUCCGCCCACUAUGCUUUCAAAUACAGUCAGAACACACGAGUCACUCGGUUUAACCCCAGAACUGCAAUACCAGUCAGUUGGCGAGAGAGCAUCUAUUUCAUCAAUCAUGCAGUCAUCGCCCCAAUCGCCUACAAGGGCGCCUUUAAACACAGCUAACGGAAAUGAUAAUUUCUCCCCUGUGAUAUUUUCUACAACAGUUGCAAUGACCACAUCAACUCAGACUAGCUCGUUUGGAAUGGGGUUUUUGUGGAAUAGUUCAAUUGCGGCAGUUCCUACCACAAUCCUGUUCACAAGACAAGAACUGCUUUUGGUAACGAUUUCAGAACCGAUGGAAGACACGUCGGAGAGUACGAGUUCGUUUACUGACCUCGAGAUUAGUUCUAUGGGUAGUUUAAAUGCUUUUAAUGAACCACCUACCGCCACAAGCUCAGAUUAUGCUACAGAGCUGUCUGAUUCCGUUUCGACAACUUUUUCGGGCUCAUUGAGCUCAUAUCUGGUAAUAGGAGUUGUACUGGUCACAACUUCAGAAUCAAUUGAAGCAAAUUUUGACUUGGAACAACCAAAAAGUCGCACGACAACUUGGCAGAGGCUGAUUGAAAGUAGUGUGACCCCCAACCCAAGCAUGGACACCACUCUAGCCGUGUCAUUCUCGUUGUCCUAUUUGGAUGUAGCUACUUCAAACUGGCCGUUACCAACGAUUUCAGGAAUCAGUGGCUCAAGUUGGAGCAGUGAAUUGGACACUAUUGAAUACGGUUCCAGGUUAUCUUCUACAAGUCCAAUUGGUGAUUUAUUAUAUUCGGUGGAAGCACUUUUACAAACAGCCAGGCCGAUUGCCAACUCAAAUUCGGUCAAUGCGCAAUCAAAUACGGUGGCGGAAUCAGCAGAUGAUGUAUCUUGCACCAAUAUGUCUGUGAAUGAGAAUGAGGAGAGUAGAAGUUCAACGGAUAAUGCGAUUACAACACUGGAUUUAGGGUCAAGCGAGUCUGUCACAUUGGAAUACAUGUCGCUUAUCGACGAACAGAUAACAGGUUCAUCUUUUUACUACAACAUGGAAACCACGACAACCAGGGGCCAGACGUUACCUUCUUCCGACAUGGUACUUUCAUCGAUGGUUCUGAGAUAUAUGAACACUUCAAGUGUGCCUGAGCUUGGCUAUGUCGAGGCAGCAAUGAGUCCAUUGUCGCUAUCUGCGCCAUUAUCCAUCAGCGAUCGAGGUUCAAUUUCUGGAGCAGUCCUUCCGACACAGGAUAUUCCACAGGCUGAAUCGGCUACUUUCUCCAGACAAUACUGGUUACCAGAAUCCUUGUGGACUUCUGAGGGUUUUGAUUUUGCCUCCUUUACCACAAUUGCUGGGGUUUCGUAUUGGAAGACUGGUGCUCCACCCUUGGUUAUCCAAGAAUCCACCAGUUUGAGUUUGAACACUCCAUUUGCAACGGAUGCUGAAGAAUCAGUUACUGUCGUUGCUGCUCAAACAAAUACUCCUAUUGAGCUGCUGGAUUUACUUUCGGCAUCAAUUAAUGCAAAUUCUGCGAAUGUCGCUCCACCAUUGUCAGUUGAGCCAUUGGAAAGUGAAUCACUUGUGGAUGUUGUUGCACAUGAGUCUGUUGGAAACUAUGAGAAGGAAACCGUUGCUCCAUAUGCAAGUUCCAAGGAACUGCAAGUGAGUGCAUCGCACGUCACACCCAUGUUUAGCUUAUCUCCAAAUGGGGGAGAGCAGCAUUUACAAAAUGGAGAGGGAAAAUCAAGUAAUGGAGAAACUUCAGAUGCAACAGCUGUAAUUAACUCGGCGAACAAUGAAUCAUCCCAUAUUGGAACGGCUAGUGCUGUUUCAGUAUCAAGUAGUCACAGUACAGAUACAGCAAUUUUGACCGAUGACAACUCAGAUUCCUUAGUGGACAUGGAUCAACAAAUGAUUACCCCAAAUCAACAUACAGAAUCACCUAACACUCAUUUACAAGAUAAGGCUGAAGAACUGACUGAAGAAGAGGCUGAGAAUAAAGUUCCUGACUCAUCAUCAUUGCCACAAGGACGUUCUGGUUUGACUACGCUUGACACCAUCGGUUCGACUUUAACAAGGACUUUUUCUACUGGAUCGUCAUCAACCAUGAUGAUAUUUGACUAUGGGGAUGGGGCCACUCAUUUGGUACCCAGUAUAAUGGUGCUACUUCUACUACUAAUGUGA